This is a messenger RNA of Amaranthus tricolor (Joseph's coat), 5084 nucleotides long. RefSeq names its product receptor-like protein kinase 5. The record is from RefSeq and is a predicted model, not a curated record. Gene Ontology annotation, biological process: protein phosphorylation. Gene Ontology annotation, molecular function: protein kinase activity; ATP binding; receptor serine/threonine kinase binding. Lineage: Eukaryota; Viridiplantae; Streptophyta; Magnoliopsida; Caryophyllales; Amaranthaceae. The coding region runs from base 216 to 3272 and encodes 1018 amino acids. The transcript is spliced from 2 exons.
ACUCAAAAUCUGAACACUACUCCUUCCCAACCAACCUUCCCAUCUUUCCUACCAUUCCUUCUAAAUACUAUCUCCUUCACAAAUCAACCAAAUUACCCUCCUUUCCUAUCAUGGUUUCACUUUUUCAUAUCAAUCUAAUUUGUUCUUCCCUUUCUAAUUGAAAACUUUUCCAAAUUUAGAAUCAAAAAUACCCAAAAAGACACCAAAUAACAAAAAUGAGCUUUCUUUCCCUCCAAAUCUUCCUCCUUUCCUUCUCCCUUUUAGUUUCCAACUUACCCUUUUUAGUAACUUCACAAUCUCCUUCUUCAGAGCUAGAAAUCCUUUUAAAAGUCAAACAACAAUGGAGGAAUCAACCUCCAAUGGAUUCAUGGAGUUCCACCAUUUCUCACUGUGACUGGCCUGGUAUUAACUGUACUGAUGGUAAAACUGUCACUGGAAUUUCCCUACAUAGCCAAAACAUUAUGGGUGAAAUCCCACCAUCCAUUUGUGAUCUUAAAAAUCUCACCUUUCUUGAUCUUGGUAACAAUAGUAUCCCAGGAAAUUUUCCCACUGUUUUAUACAAUUGUACCAAGCUUCAAAGUUUAGACCUUUCUUUUAAUUACUUUGUUGGGGAAUUACCAAAUGAUAUAAAUAAGCUUUCUUCUAAUCUUCAAAACCUUUCUAUUAGUGAAAAUAAUUUCACUGGUGAUAUCCCAAUUUCAUUAGGUCAACUAACUGGCUUAAUCUCUUUGUAUAUGGAUUCCAAUAAGUUUGGAACAUUCCCUUCUGAGUUGGGCAACUUGGAAAACCUUGAGAAAAUGGCAUUGGCUCAUAACUCAUUUUCUAGCAUGAGUUUGCCCAAAGAAUUAGGAAAGCUCAAGAAAUUGAAGUUUCUUUGGAUGAGUUCUUGUAAUUUGAUUGGUGAAAUCCCUAAAGAUUUUGCUAAUUUAACAAGUCUUGAGCAUCUAGAUUUAUCAACUAAUACUUUGGUGGGUGAAAUUCCAAGUGGGUUGUUCUUAAUUGAAAACUUGACUUAUUUAUACUUGUAUAAGAACGGGCUAUCUGGGUCACUUCCUGCCUCAAUAAAGUCCCAAAAUUUGGUAGAAUUUGAUGUAUCUGUGAACAAUUUGACAGGGCCAAUCUCUGAAGAUUUUGGUAAAAUGUCAAAUUUAGAGAUAUUCUUUUUGUUCCAAAACCAAUUCAAUGGAACAAUACCCCACAGUUUAGGCAAGCUUCCUUCUUUAAUCAAGUUAAGGGUUUUUCAAAACAGGUUUACAGGUACAAUUCCUCCAGAAAUGGGACUACACUCGAAGCUCAUCGACAUCGAUUUUUCGAACAAUGGGUUAACCGGCCCACUACCGGAGCAUCUUUGCUCCGGUGGGACGAUAAUUGGUGUUGUAGCAUUCAACAAUCAUCUAAAUGGGUCAAUCCCAAAUGGUUUAGGCCAGUGCAAUAGUUUGAUUGCUGUUCAUCUCUAUAACAACAGUAUGACAGGUGAUGUUCCUGAUGGGUUAUGGACUUCUCCGCAUAUGAUGCAGUUAUUACUCCAUAACAACCAAUUUUCAGGUAAAUUACCUGAGAAUUUGGCUGUUAAUUUGAGUUUGAUUGAUAUAAGCAACAACAAGUUUUCUGGGAAAAUCCCCAGAAGUGUAAGUACUGGUUGGAGGAAUUUACUGGUUCUUAAAGCUAGCAAUAAUUUGAUCAUGGAUACUGUUCCAUUGGAAUUAACUAGUCUUCGUGUUCUUAACACACUUUUGCUUGAUGGGAAUCAACUCACAGGUGAAUGUCCUUCACAAAUUAUUUCAUGGGUAAGAUUAAAUACAUUGAAUCUGGCUCAUAACCAGCUUUCUGGGUCAAUUCCUUCAGUUCUUGGGUUAUUGCCUGGACUUAAUUAUCUUGAUUUGUCUGAUAAUCAAUUUUCUGGGCAAAUCCCAUUUGAAUUAGGCCAAUUACAGUUCACUUUACUCAAUUUAUCUUCCAAUCAUCUUACUGGGAGAAUCCCAUAUAGGCUUGAUAGUGAUGCUUACAAUUCUAGUUACUUAAACACUUACUUGUGUUCUAGCACUGGUCUUUUAGCCCUCCCGAAAUGCUCGAUUCAUAACCCGAAUUUGUCCCCCAAAUAUCUUGCUUUGAUCAUUGUUCUUUCAGUUCUAGCAAUUUUAGCUAUUUUAUACUUUGUAGUUUUUGUUAGGAGUGAAAUUAGGAAAAGGAUGGAUAAGGAAAAUGAAGAAACAUGGAAAUUGACCUCUUUUAGUAAGCUAGAAUUCACAGAAGAGAAAAUAUAUAAUAGCUUAGAAGAAAACAAUGUGAUUGGCUACGGAGGAUCUGGUAAAGUUUACAAGAUACCCAUUAAUCAAAGUGGGGAUGUGGUUGCAGUUAAGAGGAUAUGGAACGAGAAGAAAAUGGAUAAGAAUUCGGAAAAGGAGUUUAAUGCAGAAAUUCAGAUUUUGGGUACUAUAAGGCAUGCUAAUAUAGUGAAGUUACUUUGCUGUAUUUCGAGUGAGAAUUCGAGAUUACUCGUGUACCAGUACAUGGAGAAUCAGAGCCUUGAUAAGUGGAUUCACUCGAAUAAAACUCGACCUAUCUCAUCGAUCAAUGGGGUUGUUCAUGAUGUAGUUUUAGAUUGGCCUGCUAGAUUGAAGAUUGCAAUUGAUGCUGCUCAAGGAUUAAGUUAUAUGCACAAUGACUGUUCACCUCCUAUAAUUCAUAGGGAUGUGAAGUCUAGUAAUAUUUUGUUAGACUCUGAGUUUAAUGCAAGGAUUGCUGAUUUUGGGUUAGCUAGGAUUUUGUCUAAGCAUGAAGGGCUUUACACAGUCACUGCUGUUGCUGGUUCUUUUGGUUACAUGGCACCCGAAUAUUGUCGCACACCCAAGGUAAAUGAGAAGAUUGACAUAUACAGUUUCGGAGUAGUACUCCUUGAGCUAGUGACAGGAAAAGAGCCUCAUAUCGGGGAUGAGUUCUCGAGCCUUGCAGAUUGGGCAUUGAGAUAUUACUCUGAGGGACAUCCAAUUGAGGAUGCCUUAGACAAAGAAUUGAGGCAACCCUGCUAUUUGGACGAGAUGAUCCUUGUGUUCCAGAUAGGUCUGAUAUGCACCAGUAAAUCACCAGACCAUCGGCCACCUAUGACUGAGGUCUUGCGGUUGCUUCAACAAAAAAAGAGUUCCGAAAAUUUCGGACGUGUCAAAGAAAUGAAAGACCGCGAAUUUUCACCUCUUCUUGGGGGUGAAGUCUACUUCUUGAGCUGUAAAUCCAGCAAGAGAACAGUAGACGAAGAUGUCUAUAACAAGGUCUAAAUUAUUUGGCUUAUGAUAUCAAUGCCUUAGAGCAAACACAUGAUUGUUUAUAUGGCUUGACCGUCAUGAAUGCUCGAUUUGGGUUCAGAAGGAGAACAAGUCUUUGGUCUUCCGGGAUCUUUCUCUAGGUAAAACAUAUGUCUCUAUGUUCUGAUCUUUAUGUUGUUACUUGGACAUGAAACUCAUAUCCCAUAGUAUGAAUCUAAUAGUCAGAUUGUCAAGAAACCAACUCAAUUAAAAGCUUAAAUUAAUGGUUAUAGUUCAGUGAUAUGUUAUAUACUCAAUCACGCCCCAACUCAAUUGAAACAUAGGUCAUGUCCAUACUCAACCACUUGAAAUGAAGGGUGAAUGAGUUUUAAACUCAUGACCUUUUGUCACGGUUGCUCUAAUACCAUGUCAAGCAACCAACCCAACCAAAAACUUAAGUUAAUGGUAUUAUACUAAAAUUCGGUAUAUACUCUAUCACAAAUUCCGAAGUACAUAUCCUGAUAUCCAACACGUGUAUGUGUCCACAUCUCGGGCUAGAUCACUUAUAUAUCAUGUCAUCGUAUUAUAUAUGAUUAUGUCAAUAAACUGAAGCUACUAGAAUAAGCUGACAAUUUAGAAUUGCAGAACACUCGCAACAAACAAAGUGGAUCAUAGAUGAGUUGAAAGAGCCGUGGUAUUUGGAACUGUGAAAGAGUUGAACGUGACUUCAUAAUAAGGCUAAGUAGCUAAGGUGCAUCCAUGAAUAUAUCCUUUCAAGCUUAGACGGGAGUCAAUUAGUGAUACUCGACUAAUAAAAUAUAUCAUCAUCAUAUUCGAUGUAUUCCACUCAUAAGAAUUAUGAUUAGGAUUUAGGAAAGGAAUGAAGACGGCAAGUCGACAACCUAUAUCUAUAGAGCACGAUGCAGCCAAAGAGUGUCGGUUCAAUAAAAAUUCUCAGAAAGAGAUUCCUGCAAUGAAAAGAACUGAGUGAAACUGAAUCCAAAAAUACGCAUCUUACUGCUGGUCUAAUGAAAUGUUGUUGAGAAAGGAAAUAAUAAGUCGCUCAUCUGAUAUAAUAAUUUUUUAAAUAGAUUUAUUUGAUAUUAAUUUGUAAAUUAAUACUUAAAUAAACAAUUAAUAAAGGAAACUAUUAGAAUUCUUAGUAGUUUAGUAUAUUAUUCAUAUUUCAUGUUAGUAAGCAUUAACAAAGGCUCUUAAUAGAUGAGGAAUUUACUCACACCACUAUAAUAAUGUGAAAAUUUUUAGAAUAAUACGUGUAUGAAUCUCAAUAGAUCUAAAUAAUUAAGACAUGUUAUUAUUUGAGGCCAUGAAAAUGUAUAGUAUUUACUACUUAAGCAGGAAAAUGCCAAGACAGUUGGCUAAUUAAGUUCUCUAAUCAUGUCUUAAUGACUAAAACCAAUUUUAGUUGUCAUUACUUGCCAAAUUAGUCAACAAUGGAAGCGAUAAUCACUAAUGAAUUAAAAAUAGUUUCAAAAAUACAUUUAGGCCAUUUGAAUAUUCAAUUUUCUCAUUCUUCAAUGGUUGUCUCUUUCUCAAUAAUUUAAAAAGUUGACUUCCACAAAAAAAUAAUGAUAGAGGCAUAGCAAUGUGAAUUGCUAACCACUUUCCUUUUGUCUUUUUAUAUUAUGGAUUCACACUUAUUCCUUGAUCAAUCGAAAAUAAUAUAUAUUUUUUUUAAAGUUAUUUUUAUUUAUAAUUUUAGAUUGUUCUAUUUGUUGUCCUCAUUAUUUAUAUCACAAAUUUUGGACAAAAUUAGCAUUGUUCAUCUUUAUUUAAUAUUUUAAUAAUGCUUAUUAUCCUCACAUAUCUUUCACUAACUUUAUU